AUGCGUAUCGUGAUAUUAGGUAACAACAAAAUAGGAUUCAUUGAAGGCACCUGUAAGAAGGAAGAUUACGGUACGAAUUUGACAGAUAUGUGGGAGAGAUGCAAUGUGAUUGUUCUCUCGUGGAUAAUGAACUGUGUAUCGAGUGAUUUGCUGAGUGGAAUCGUGUAUUCUUCGAAUGCAUGUACUAUUUGGAAGGACUUAAAGGAGAGAUUUGAUAAGGUCAAUGGAUGUGGAAUCCUCCAGUUACACAGAGCUAUAGCCACUGCAAAUCAAGGAACAAGCUCAAUUGCAAUUUAUUUCUUAAAGUUACGUGAACUUUGGGUUGAAUUUGACUGUUUGGAACCAACUCUUGGUUGUGAUUGUCCAAAGUCAAGUGAAUAUGAGGUUUUUAUGUGUAGGCAGAAGUUAUUGCAGUUCCUCAUGGGACUCAAUCAGGCAUAUGAACAAGCACCAGAACAGUACAACCAGAUACUUAGGCUGCUCAAUAAGGAGAAUAUGCCAGAAGCCUCAGCUAAUAUGGCAGGUAGUAUUAAUGCCUUCUUUGUUGAUGGUAAUAAUCAUGAGUGGAUUAUAGAAACUGGGGCUACAAACUACAUGACUUCUAAUUUGGACAUACUAAAAAACAAAUUGGAAGUUGCUGGAAUACAUUCAAAGAAAGUACAUUUGCCUAAUAGAGAGGUAUCAAAUGUGACUCAUAUGGAAUCAUGUAAUAUAGAAAAUGCAGGAAGAAUUGAUAAUGUGUUAUACUUACCUAAGUUCAAGUAUAAUUUAUUGUCAGUGUCUAAGAUCAUAAAGGAGUUAAGUUGUUGUGCAACUUUUUACCCUGACUUCUAUCUACUUCAAGACCUUUGCAGUGGGAAGGUGAAGGUGAUUGGUAAAAAAAUGAGAGGCCUUUACCUAUUACCACAAAUUACUGCUAGGAAUAAUAAAGGGAUACUUCAAGGUUUGGUUGCAAAGAAGGCAGAUUUAGACAUUGGACUCUCGCAUAGAAGGCUUGGACAUGCUUCAACAUGA
Messenger RNA from Nicotiana tabacum (common tobacco), 1014 nucleotides. RefSeq lists its product as uncharacterized. Lineage: Eukaryota; Viridiplantae; Streptophyta; Magnoliopsida; Solanales; Solanaceae. The record is from RefSeq and is a predicted model, not a curated record.